UGGCCCGGCCCCGUGCGGACUAGGGCUGCCCCCCGCCGCCGCCAUGGACGCCGCCGCCGCCGCCUGCUGCUCCUCGGCAGGGCCCGCCGCCCGCGGCCGGAGCCGCUCCCCUCUGUGGCGCUUCUGGGACCGGCCGCGGACCCCGACCCCGCGGCGAGGCCCCGUCCGGGCGGUGUAGGCCGCGCCGCGUCCCGCCCGCCGCCGCCGCCGCGCAGCCCAGCCCCACCCGCCCCCCGCAUGGAGGAGCCCGGAGCCGGCCCGCGGACGCGCCCCGGGGGCUGGGGGCUGCCCCGCUUCCUGCGCCGCCGCCCCGCGCCCCGCGCGCCCGCCGCCGCCCCGCAGCCCGAGGCCCCGGGCCGCGCCUGGCUGCGGCGGCUCGGCCAGCUGCUGGCGCCGCUGCCCGGCCUGCUGCAGCGCCUGCUGCUCUGGACGCAGCUGCUCGGCGGGCUCCUGCCCGCCCGCUGGCUGGACCUGGCCGGCGGCUCCGUGGCCCGGCGGGGGCUGCGCGCGCGGGCCGACCCGGCCGCGCCGUCGGCGCCCAAGACGCCGCGCCCUGACGCCGCCGCGGUCGCCGCCGCCGCCCCCGCCGCCUGCGCCCUGGACUGGCUGGAGCAGGGGCUGCCCUGGCCGUGCCGGGCCCCGCGCCUGGACCUGGAGCUGAAGGCCCCGGGCCCGGCGCGGGCCCCCGCGGCGCCCGCGUCCCUCCUGGAGCCGCGGCUCUGGGGCGUGGAGCUCCUGGCCGGCCUGCUCGCCGAGCGGGACCCUGGCUCCCCGCCCGCCGGGCCGCCCCGCGUCAGCGUCGUCUCCUAUUUGCUGAGUCCGGCCUAUCUGGACGGCCUGCCGCGCGGCGGCCCGCGCUAUCGGGGCGGCGGGCCCGGCCCCUGGCAGCCGCUCGGCCCGGCCGGCAGCAGCAAGAGCAGCAGCGGCGGCGGCUCCAGCAGCUGCCGCCGUGCGCCCCUGGAGCCGGCGCGGGCGGCCGCCAGCCCCCCGGCAUGCCCGCCGCCCACCCGCGAGGGCCUGCCCGAGAUCCAGCACCUGCGCAUGAAGCGGCUGGAGUUCCUGCAGCAGGCCCGCCGGCCGCCCGCGCCGCCCGCGCUGCCCACGCUGCCCACGCUGCCCACGCCCGAGCAGGACCAUGGCUAUCACAGCCUGGAGGAGGAGCACGGCCUGCUGCGCGUGGACCUGAAGCGCGGCGGCCAGAGCCCCGCGGCCGGAGCCACUUCCGGAACCGCGCUGGUCCCCGUGGCCCGAGCCCAGUUGUUGACUGAAGAGCCGCCGCCGCCGCCGGCCGUGGGCAAGCCGGGCCCGGCGGCAACGUGGCCUGCGGACGCGCCACCCAUGGCCGAGGGCGCGGCCCCCCCGGGCCCGGCCGACGAGCCGCCCCGCGUGGCCGCCGCGCGGCCCGCGUGCAGCAACCCGCUCAUCGACUACAUCCUGGGGGGCGCCCCGGCCGACGCGGACGCCGGCUCCGAGUCGGACGGCAGCGAGGACUGGUCCGAGGACGACGGCUUCGACAGCGACGGCGACAGCGACGGCGACAGCGACAGCGACAGCUCGUCGUCCGAGGCGAACCCGGGACCCGGCCUCCAGCUCUGGGACUCCUUCCACAGCGGCGACCCGUACGACCCCCGCAACUUCACCGCGGCGCUCCGGACCCGCGCGCGGCCCGGCCCCGGGCAGCCCGCGGACCCGCGCGGAGACCCGAGACCCGGCGGGGACGACGACGACGACGGCGGCGGCGGCGGCGAUGGGGAGUCGAGCGCCGACGAGGCCGAGAGCCUCCGGCUCUGGAACUCCUUCUGCCGCUCCGACGACCCCUACAACCUUUUCAACUUCAAGGCGCCCUUCCAGACGGCGGGGAAGAGCUGGAAAGGCUUCGGGGACGCCGCCGGGGGCCCCGCGUCCUUUGUGGCCGUUUCUGAGCGACGCACGGUCCUGUCCUGCAAGGUGCGGCUGGUCGGGAGCCCAGAAGGCGCGUGUGCGGGCCUGCGACAGUCUGUUCUCGGACAAGGACACUCGCCCGCCCGGAGGAAAAAGGUAACCUUCCUUGAAGAAGUUACUGAGUAUUACAUUAGUGGUGAUGAGGAUCGCAAAGGACCGUGGGAAGAAUUUGCCAGGGAUGGAUGCAGGUUCCAGAAACGAAUUCAGGAAACAGAACAUGCUAUUGGCUAUUGCUUGACAUUUGAGCACAGAGAAAAAAUGUUUAAUAGACUACAGGAAACAUGCUUCCAAGGACUUGUUUUCAAGCAAUGUUAAGGCGAUGUGAUAGCCUCUGCCCUCACUUGCUCUGCCUCUUCAGAGGUGUCUUUCAAACACAUUUGGCAGCUGUUCUCUGACUUCUUAACAGAAGGUCCAGCGACCUGGCUUCAUAGUUUUUUGUUACAUCCCUCUCACACGUAGGUCUGAAGCCAGCCCUUGGUAACAGAGGGGGAAAGGGUAUGAUUUCUUAUCCUCCCUUAGAUGGAUCUGUUUUUGAAUGCCGUUUAUUUGCUGUGGUGAAAGAGAACCUUUUAAGGUGUAAUUUUGCACUUUUAAAACUCUCGUUUUCUUUGAAAAUGAUAUUUAUAGGGUUCAGAACCCAUUUCUGAUUAUAAUCUAUGCGUGAAGACUUUGGGCUGUUCUUCCCCGGACCAUUCUGAAGUUAAUGGACUUCAUGGUUUCUUCACCUUCUUUAAAAAAAAGUUCAGGUUUUUGCUAACUGAAAACACAUGGUGUCACCUUUUUUUUUUCCCCAUCUAAAAAUGACUGGUUGAAAAUGUGUGGUGUGUUUGGUUAUAGGUUACCGGUCUCCAAGGACCGCUGCAGGAUCUGCAUGUGUAGUACUUUGGGAAAGCUGCAUCUUUCUGCCAAAUUUUAGUCUCUACUCUCUUAAAUUGCUCUCUGGAAAGGGUUCUGUAAAUGUUAUUGUAGUUCCUAGUUGAAUGGUUCUUUGUAUCUAUGAGCAGAUAAAAAUAAUGGAAAAGACUGCAGAAAGUAAUGAUUGCAUCAUAAGCUUUUAUUUUUUAAAUUAAAAAUCCUAGAAUAUAUAAAAGGAAGAUAAUGUGAGGCAUUUCAGCAAUUUUGUUUUGUUGUAUGCUCUCCACAGAAGACCAGUGUUACUCAAUCAUUUCUCGGCACUGUCACUUUUAAAUGCCUGUCAGGGUGACGUUGUAAACUUGGAAAUGGGCAGUUAGGAAUUUUCCAGUUUGAAAUGUGCAGACUUCAGUCAAUAUCCAAGUUUAUUGUGUUCUAUUUUAAUGAGAGAAGGAAUAGUAAGGCUUGGAAUAGUAAGGCUUAUACUUUCAGGAGAAGAUAGAAUUAUAGAUUUAAUAACGGGAAAUCUUAAUAUCUUAACUCAAGAUUGCUUGUGAAUUGAAUGUUUUGCAGUGACUAGUUGUGCUUGGUUUAUUUAAUUAGUUCCUAUUAUUGGUGUUCUCUGUUAAGUUGAAGACAUAUUAACCAGUUUCAAAAUGUUCUAUUUCUACUGCACAGGUAAUAGAAAUAUGAGUAGAAUAGGUGAUCUUUUAAUUUUUAACUGAUUUCAGUGUAUGAAUGAAUUUUUCAUUGGAGUGCUUGCAGAAUUACUACCUCAGUUUAUAGUCUACCUGGUCAUUAUUUUAUUUCUGUCUGUUUUGUUCUUAAGAGUUGCCUCCAGUGUUGAUAGAUUCAUCAGUGAACACACUGAGAGUGCAGUAUCAUAAAAGAUGGUCAGAUUUGUGCAGAGCCCUUGCUCAGCGUGUUUAGUACACCUUCAUGUUGGGUAAUCACAGGGAAUGCGUUUAGAGUCUUGGUUUAACAACCGACCACAGGGUAGAUUGUAGGGGUGGGGCUGGGGGCUGAGGCUCUUGUAGGGGAUUGUACCCAGAGAUGCCUCACAUUCAAGGCUUGUGCUCUUCUGUUGAGUCGGAUUUCCUGCCCAAGCUGGGUAGUUUGAAGUACCACCUGUAUCAGUUGGAAAGAAGUCACAGGUGGCCUUAAUAAAAGUGUUUGAAAAGUACAUGUGCUUUCUCAAGACCCAACGGAAGCCUGCAUUUUAUUUUAGAGAUCUAGACUUUUCUUCUUUCUGAAAUCUAGCAUCUCACCUUAUGUGAAGAUGACGGAAUAUCUUUUACCUUUGUUGGGUUUUGAGAAAUUGUUCUCUGAGGGUUUCAACCCUACCAUGAAAUGAAUUAAUUCCAGGCCAAGACUUCAGUUUAAAAGAAGUGACCGUACGCCAGUGGGCAGGAUGGAAGGGACCAUUUUAAGGUGGACUGAAGGAAAACUCGAGUUUCAUUCCGAUUUUAGUUGUUAGACCAAAGUUAAACACCCACAUUCUUGAAAAUUUUCACUAUUUAUACAUUUAAAGUCUUAAAAUGGUGCUUUAAGAAUCAUCGUAGCAUGUGAAAACCUUUGUGCAGACAGGUAAAGUUGCCUUUCCUUGGUGUUGAAAUGUACUAACAGCACCUGUUCAUCUUUAACUUGAAUCAAAUGUUAUUUUUUUAUAAUUUAAGAAAGGUAACAUUAGAGACUAGAGGACUUUUAAAUGGCUUCAGCAGAUUCAGUAAUUUAAUUUACCAGCGUGUGGAGAUUUUAUAGCUAAAAUUAUAUUUGUAUAUAUAACUGUUAACUAAUCUGUAAAUUGUAAUAAAUAUAUUUACAAUUAAAUGCUAUGUGAUAUUUUGAUUCAA
This is a messenger RNA of Sorex fumeus (smoky shrew), 4646 nucleotides long. RefSeq names its product protein phosphatase 1 regulatory subunit 15B (gene PPP1R15B). Gene Ontology annotation, molecular function: protein phosphatase regulator activity. Lineage: Eukaryota; Metazoa; Chordata; Mammalia; Eulipotyphla; Soricidae. Gene Ontology annotation, cellular component: endoplasmic reticulum; protein phosphatase type 1 complex. Gene Ontology annotation, biological process: response to endoplasmic reticulum stress. The coding region runs from base 238 to 2256 and encodes 672 amino acids. The record is from RefSeq and is a predicted model, not a curated record. The transcript is spliced from 2 exons.